Molecule: messenger RNA, 1607 nt
Organism: Benincasa hispida (wax gourd)
Lineage: Eukaryota; Viridiplantae; Streptophyta; Magnoliopsida; Cucurbitales; Cucurbitaceae
Product: zinc finger protein CONSTANS-LIKE 4
Biological process (GO): regulation of flower development
Cellular component (GO): nucleus
Molecular function (GO): protein binding; zinc ion binding; DNA-binding transcription factor activity
Source: RefSeq, a predicted model, not a curated record
UUUCAUUCGUCCAUGACUGGAUUUCGUCGGCCCCACCGGAUAGACUCGUACACGCCUGAUUAACUAAAAGAAUACUAUAGAACCAGAGAGAGAGAGAGAGAGAGAGAGACAUUACAUACCAUUUUCAGUUUUCCGCCAUUGGAGCAUGGCUUCCAAGCUUUGUGACUCCUGUAAGUCGGCUACGGCCACUCUCUUCUGCCGAGCUGACUCUGCCUUCCUAUGCCUUGUCUGUGACUCCAAAGUUCACGCAGCCAACAAACUCGCAUCUCGCCAUGCUCGCGUUUGGGUCUGUGAAGUUUGCGAGCAAGCUCCUGCUCAUGUAACCUGCAAGGCUGACGCCGCCGCUCUCUGCCUCACUUGCGACCACGAUAUUCACUCUGCUAACCCUCUCGCUCGCCGUCACGAGCGAGUUCCGGUCACUCCUUUUUACGACACCUCCAACUCCGACAACUCACUCGCCGUUAAACCCAGCGCUGCAAUCAACUUCCUCGACGACCGUUACUUCUCCGAUGUCGACGCUGAUGCCGCCGAUGUUAGUAGAGAAGAGGCCGAGGCUGCUUCCUGGCUUCUUCCGAACCCUAACCCUAAAGCAAUCGAAACUUCAGAUCUGAACUCAGGCAAGUUUGAGUUUCCAGAAAUGGAUCCUUACCUAGAUCUGGAUUACGGCCACGUAGAUCCGAAAUUGGAAGCGCAAGAGCAAAACAGCUCCGGCGCCGAUGGAGUUGUUCCUGUUCAGAGCAAAGGCGUCAAUCUCUCGUCAGUAAACGAUCGUUGCUUCGGCAUAGACUUCCCCGUCGCCAAAUCUUUCCCGUACGGAUACAAUCCUCAGUCAAUAAGUCACAGUGUAUCAUCCUCUUCGAUCGAGGUCGGAGUGGUGCCGGACGAAAACACGAUGACGGAUGUAUCAAAUCCGUACACGAAACCAUCGACGGAAUCGACGGUACAACCGCUGCAAAUCUCGCCGGCGGAUCGGGAGGCGAGAGUGUUGAGGUACAGAGAGAAGAGGAAGAACAGAAAGUUCGAGAAGACGAUCCGAUACGCAUCUCGUAAGGCUUACGCCGAGACGAGACCUCGAAUCAAAGGACGGUUCGCCAAACGGACGGACAUCGAACUUGAUGUUGACAGAGUGAGUGGAUACGGCGUCGUUCCGUCGUUCUAAGUUUUAUUAUUUAUAUAAAAUUAAUAAAAUAAUAAUAAUAAUUAUAUAAAAAAGUUUCUGUGUAAAUAUGAAGGAAGAAGAAGAAUAGUUGGGGGGGUGGAAAUGGAGGUUUUGAUCGACGAAAUCUGGCCGUUGGAUCAUGUACAACUUUUUUUUUUCUUUUUUUUUUUUUGUAGAACUGAAUCUUUUGCCCUUUUUUUUGGUAACGAAAAUCUUUGGGAGUUUGGUCAAAAAGGUUUUCGGAAAUCUUUUGUUUUUUGUUUUUUGUUUUUUUGUUAAUUUUUAUUUUUAUUUUUAGAUUGUGAUUUUGUUGAAGCAAGCACGAUUAGUUGUAUGAAGUCAUCUUUAUUGUUUUCUUUAGAGAAAGUGUAUCAAUUUCUGAUUCCCUAUUGGUGAACUGAUUAAGCUUCUUGUUGUUUGGUUUGGACAAAUGUUUUCUUUUUAUUCC